AGAAUAUGUGACACCGCUUCAUCUACACAUUGACUACUCAUAUACACAAAAAAGGGAUGUAAAAGCCAAUGAGCUAACUUGUUUGGAUGAUUUAAUAAACAUGAUAUGGCCUAGGUAUACCCUAUACAUUGAAAAAAAAAAAAGUUCAAAGAUUCCUUCCCCAUUAUAAAAAUUGUAAAAAGGCAUUGCUGGUUGCCUUGUGUCAACUCCAUAUAGGAUUAUUUGAAAUUGGAAAAGGAAAACUUUUUAGAGAGAAAAUUUAGACUGCGAAAAUGGCUGCAGCUUCUUCUUCUUCUUCAAUGGAACGGAUUAUGUCAGUUUCACAUUCCUCCUCCAUGGCCAUGAAGUUGCGCCAUUCCAGUGACCCGUCUUUGCUUCGUCUCUCUCCCCAACCUGCUGCUCCCUCAUCGUUUUCAUCGUCUUUUAGGAAUCCUUCAGGCUUUCGGCAUUGCAUAGGUUCCAAGAGAUUUCCUAUCUUCAAGAUCAGGGCUUCUUCCGAUGAAGAAGAAACGUCUGAAUCCGUUGCUCGCAUCAGAAAGGUAUUUUCCAAUGUAAAAGACAAGUGGGAUGGACUCGAAAAGAAACCCUCGGUCUUUCUUUAUGGAGGAUCUGCAAUCCUUGGUCUUUGGUUGUCUUCAAUCAUUGCUGAUGCAUUAGACUCUGUACCACUGUUACCUAGGUUUUUGGAGUUGGUUGGGCUUGGAUAUUUUGGAUGGUUCAUCUACAGAUAUCUUCUCUUUAAGAGUGGAAGGGAUGAACUGGGAAGUGAUAUUCGAGCUCUUAAGAAGAAGAUUACUGGGGAGGAAGAGGAUUAGCAGAAGCCAGUUUCUGCAUUGCUGUUUAUUUUCAAUCUAGAUUAGCUAAAAGAACAUCUGAACAAGUAACCUUCAGCUGAAAGCUUUCUUUUUUAUUGUUCAAUUAAUCUUUUAUACUCUUUUAAGAA
Messenger RNA from Capsicum annuum, 943 nucleotides. RefSeq names its product protein CURVATURE THYLAKOID 1A, chloroplastic. Gene Ontology annotation, cellular component: chloroplast thylakoid membrane; thylakoid. Bases 273 to 815 code for a protein of 180 amino acids. The transcript is spliced from 5 exons. The record is from RefSeq and is a predicted model, not a curated record. Lineage: Eukaryota; Viridiplantae; Streptophyta; Magnoliopsida; Solanales; Solanaceae.